CUCCACCAAAAGUGGCGGUGUACAGCCGUGAGCCCGGUGAGUUUGGCAAACCAAACCACUUCAUCUGCCACGUCAACGACUUCCACCCUCCUGACAUCGAAAUCAAGCUGCUGCACAACGGCAAGGAGCUGGAGAACUCCAAACUGACCGACCUGGCCUUCAAGAACGACUGGCACUUCCACCUGACCAAGAGCGCCCCCUUCACACCUGAAGCUGGAGACGAGGUGGUCUGCAGGGUCACUCACACUGGGACCAGUAAAGACUACAGCUGGG
This is a messenger RNA of Austrofundulus limnaeus, 273 nucleotides long. RefSeq names its product beta-2-microglobulin (gene b2m). Lineage: Eukaryota; Metazoa; Chordata; Actinopteri; Cyprinodontiformes; Rivulidae. The record is from RefSeq and is a predicted model, not a curated record.